CCAACUGCGAAUGUUAGCAAUGGGGUCAUUUAGUAACCUAUGACUGUACGCUUCCUCAAACUGGAGAGUGAAGCUUUAAAAGGAGACAGAGCAAAUGUGAUUUACAUAGUGUAGUGCGUGUACGUGUGUGUGUGUGUGUGUGUGUGUGUGUGUGUGUGAGAGAGAGAGAGAGAGAGAGAGAGUGGGAAAUAGUGUGAGAAAGAGAAAGGGGGAGGAGCAAAGUGAGCAUUUUGGAAUGCAGAAAACCACUACUGGACUUCAGGCAGUGCGAUGACCAGAGAAGUGGACUGAGAGAGACCUUCAGAAGGACAGUGUCUACACAAACUUGACAGAGGACGUGCUGAACAACAACAACAAGUGACAAAAUACAACUUAGAAGAUUUUGACCAAGAAGCUUUACUCCUUCUAGAUGGAGUACACAGUGACAGUGGCUACCGGCACCUCAGAGUACUCAGGCACUAAUAACUAUGUGUACGUGACUCUGGUGGGCGAGAAAGGAGAGAGUGAGAGAACAGUUCUGGACAACCCGGGCCUGGACCUCUGCAGAGGCGCAGUUGAUGACUACACAGUGCAGAGCUCGGCUCCUCUGGGCCGUGUUCUGCUGGUGCGUUUGGAGAAGCAGAAAUACUGGGUGGAGGAUAACUGGUUCUGCCGCUAUGUGUUGGUGACUCCCAAAGGAGGGGGCGACACCCAGACCUUCCCCUGCUACUGCUGGCUGGUGGGGGAUGUGAAAGUGGAGGUGCGGGAAGGCACAGCUAAGAAGUUGAAUGAAGAGAUCCUGCCUCAGGAGCUGGCUCACAGAACUGCAGAGCUACAGCAGAGACAGAAAACAUACAGAUGGCAAGCAUGGGCUCCAGGCAUUCCUAAAUGCAUCGACGCCAAAUCAGAGGCAGACCUACCCGCGGAUGAUCGCUUUGCCAACGAGAAGCGCAGUGACUUCGAGGGAUCACUUCAUUACGCGCUUUUGGAGCUCUCUCUGAAGAAGCUGGCCAUCAGGUUUGGGAAGUCCUGGGAUGAUCUGGAUGAUUUUAAACGAAUAUUCUGGAAACUGAGGAGUCCCGUUGCUGAAUACACUAUGAAACACUGGAAGGAGGACUGGUUUUUCGGCUAUCAGUUCCUAAAUGGCACUAACCCGAGAAUGAUCAGAAGGUGCAGGAUGCUGCCGUCUAACUUCCCUGUCUCUGGAGACAUGGUGCAGGCCUUUUUAAGCCCCAACACCACCCUGGACAAAGAGCUCAAGGCUGGAAAUGUAUACCUGGUUGACCACAGAAUAAUGGAUAACGUCCCCGCGAAUGUGAUCAGAAAUAUAAAGCAGCACAUAGCAGCUCCUCUGUGCUUACUCUACGAGCAUCCUGACAAUGGCCUCAUUCCCAUCGCCAUACAGCUUGAACAGAAUCCUGGCCGAGAUACGCCGAUCUUCCUCCCCAGCGACCCGCCCCUAGCCUGGCUGUUGGCUAAAAUGUGGGUCCGCCAUGCAGAGUUCCAGGUGUUCCAGGUGUUGUCCCAUCUGUUGCGCACUCACCUUGUAGCGGAAGUGAUCUGUGUGGCCACGCUGAGGCAGCUACCUGCCGUCCACCCCAUUUAUAAGCUGCUCACUCCUCACCUGAAGUACACUCUGGAGAUAAACUGUCGUGCGCGCACACAGCUCAUCUCUCCUGAUGGCAUCUUCAAAAGGGUGGUGUCCACAGGUGGGGAUGGACUGCUGGUGCUGGCUCAGAGGGCAUAUCAGAUCCUGACCUACCGCUCCCUCCAGCCCAACUUUGACUUUUUGGAUCGAGGUGUCACUAAACUCAAAGGCUAUUUCUACAGAGACCAUGCUCUGAUGAUCUGGGAUGCCAUUCACAAUUUUGUCUCCAGUAUGGUGUCUCUGUACUACAGCAGUGACAGUGAUGUGCAGCAGGACACAGAACUGCAGGCAUGGAUUAAGGAUAUAGUGGAUGAAGGCUUUGUGGACCGUCCUGAGUUUGGACUGUCUAAUGAACUGAAAACAAAAGAGGAGCUGAUCACUCUGCUGAGUGUUGUCAUCUUUACCACCACGGCCCAACAUGCAGCAACCAACAAUGGACAGUUUGAUUGGUGUGCGUGGGUACCCAACACUCCUUGCACCAUGCGCCAGCCUCCGCCUACAGACAAGGACGCGGUCACUAUGGGGCUGAUCAUUGACACGCUGCCAGAUAUCAGCCAGUCAUGUGUGCAGAUGGCGAUCACAUGGCAUUUAGGAAGGGCUCAGCCAGAUGCAAUCCCCAUGGCGCAGUACGUGGAGCAGUACUUUGUUGAACCAGCAGCUUUACAGGUGAUUGAAACCUUCAAGCAGGAGCUGAAGGACAUCGAAGAGCAGAUUGUAAAGCAGAAUGAGGGCCUGGAGCUCCAGUAUCUCUACUUGUGUCCCAGCCGAAUAGAGAACAGCAUUACAAUAUAGAGAGAACCUCAAGGGCUUAUUUUACUCUGCUUGGGGAAUUCUGGGAUUUUCUGAUUUUCUGCUCAGGAUACAGCAUCACUGUCAGAGCAAAACCAUGUAUCUCCAGAAUUGUGACUUUUCAGGAAAAACUUAACUUGUAAGAUAUUUUUUCAAAAUAAUUGUAGACCAUUUCUAUUGGUCAGUUCACCAUGAAAUUCACAUUAUGUGAAAGCUAUCUGAUGCUUUCAAAUAGCGUAUAAAGAGAAAAGACAAAACAUACAUAGUCACAUGAAAAAGUGUGAACACCCCUGGUCAUAUUACAUUUUGUUGGUAACACAUCCU
Molecule: messenger RNA, 2740 nt
Organism: Colossoma macropomum (tambaqui)
Lineage: Eukaryota; Metazoa; Chordata; Actinopteri; Characiformes; Serrasalmidae
Product: polyunsaturated fatty acid 5-lipoxygenase-like
Exons: 15
Coding region: 410-2419 (669 amino acids)
Biological process (GO): lipid oxidation; linoleic acid metabolic process
Molecular function (GO): arachidonate 12(S)-lipoxygenase activity; arachidonate 15-lipoxygenase activity; protein binding
Source: RefSeq, a predicted model, not a curated record